AUGGCGGCUACGGUGGCGCAUUCGCAGGCGCUUCCGCCGGGGCUUCAUCCAUUGCAGGUGGCGGCUAUGAGGGCUGCCGCUAACGGGCAGCAGCAACAGCAGCAACAAUCGCAGCAAUCACAACAGAGAGAUUUUAAUGAUGAGCCCUUCGAUGUGACGUCUAGAAAGUUGACUGUGAGCGACCUUGUUCGUGUGAGGACAUUAGGAACAGGGACCUUUGCCCGUGUUUGCCUCGUGCGGCCGUCCCAUGGCACCGAAGCCGAUCGCAGCAAGGUGUAUGCGCUCAAGAUACUCCGGAAAACCGAGGUAAUUAAGCUGAAGCAGAUUGACCACGUGCGCCAUGAACGCCAAAUUCUGGCCGAUGUGAGAGGGCACCCCUUUAUAACGAACUAUGUUGCCUCCUUUUCGGACCACGAAUUCCUCUACAUCCUCCUCGACUACGUACCCGGUGGCGAACUCUUCACCUACCUGCGCAAGUUCCGCCGCUUCGACGAGGACAUGGCCCGCUUCUACGCCGCCGAGAUCGUCCUAAUCCUUGAACACUUGCAUGAGCACCAAGGAGGGAUAGCCUACCGGGACAUGAAACCCGAAAACCUCCUACUCGACGGCGAGGGCCACAUCAAGCUCGUCGACUUUGGUUUCGCCAAGCGCUUAGGAAAUAACGAAUCCGGCCACCCGGUUGAAACCUACACUCUGUGCGGCACACCCGAGUACCUCGCGCCGGAGGUGAUCCAUAACAAGGGCCACACCACCGCGGUCGACUGCCCACCCCACCCCCCUAAACCCCGUCCCUUCCCGCCCUCACCAUCCCACCCUAACCAUCCCACCCCGCGCGCAGAAUCGUCGAAAAGGCCCAUCGUCUUCCCGCAAGAACCCGUCAUCAGCGACGCCGCCAAGGACAUUCAUCCGGCCAGUUUUGCCACGUUCGACCGGUUCCGGCGGCCUCGGUUAAAUUUUGGGGGGGCGCCGCCAGAGUUCAAGGCGCACCCCUUCUUUGCCGGGGUUCGACUGGGGACGCCGUCUACCAGAAGCGCCACCGAGGCCCCAUCAUCCCCCCGGGUUAGGUACCCCGGCGAUGCCCAGUGCUUCGACAUUUACCCCGAGGAGGACGCCCAUAAGGACGAGUACACCGACGAGAUGGUCGGCAAGUACGAUGCGUACUUUAAAGACUUUUGA
Molecule: messenger RNA, 1176 nt
Organism: Chaetomium globosum CBS 148.51
Lineage: Eukaryota; Fungi; Ascomycota; Sordariomycetes; Sordariales; Chaetomiaceae
Exons: 4
Coding region: 1-1176 (391 amino acids)
Biological process (GO): peptidyl-serine phosphorylation
Cellular component (GO): cAMP-dependent protein kinase complex; nucleus
Molecular function (GO): cAMP-dependent protein kinase activity; ATP binding
Source: RefSeq, a predicted model, not a curated record